Anarrhichthys ocellatus (wolf-eel) is the source of this 2997-nucleotide messenger RNA. Its product is annotated as USP6 N-terminal-like protein. The coding region runs from base 2047 to 2607 and encodes 186 amino acids. The transcript is spliced from 7 exons. The record is from RefSeq and is a predicted model, not a curated record. Gene Ontology annotation, molecular function: small GTPase binding; GTPase activator activity. Lineage: Eukaryota; Metazoa; Chordata; Actinopteri; Perciformes; Anarhichadidae. Gene Ontology annotation, biological process: regulation of GTPase activity.
CACACUCUCACACAUUCUCACUCUCACACAUUCACACUCUCACACAUUCACACACAGGACUGGGACAAACGUCCUGCAUCAGAUCGUCUGUCGUUGACGAUCACUGUGUGAAGGUUUGUUGUGUCUGAUGAGAAGAAUCUUAGCGUUGGUAGAUACAAGUCCAUUAGAUGCCAAUCAUAGGCAGAGUUGAACCAGCAAAGGAACAUCACCGUCUUUAUGAGACCACACUGCUGCACAAAGCUGCCGGGCUUUUGGAAAACAGACCAUCCAGAUCAGAAAGGAACCUCGCAGCUCUUUGUUCCUCUUUGUUGCUGCUUUGGGAACAACAGACGUCCGGUGCAUAAUCCCCGUUUUGGAGAUAUUCCUAAUCCCGAUGGUUUGCGUGUCCAGAUCAGCACCCGGGGUCCCGUCCCGGGUGCUGAUCCGUACGGAGGAUGUAGAUGAAGCAGGAUUAGAACCCUCGCCGCUUUGUUUGGAGAUGAUUUAGCAGAAACCCUCCGGCUCCGGCUGGGAUUGAGUGCAAUGUUUUAAAAGACACAACAGUGCAGAUUAUUGUUAUAUCAUAAACCGCCGUUAAUUCUGCUGCAUUGUACGACUGGUGAUGUGUGUUUGGGAAUCACUAACUGAAGCACAGGCGAGUCUUUAGAGGUCUCUGACGACACCGAUCUGGUUUCCUGUCACAGGUGGGGGUGUAGUCUUGGUGUUAGGGGUCUUAUAUUAUAUUACUUCUGCAGUACAGCCCUCUCAUAUUACCCAUCACCGGUCGUCUAAUGGACAAACCUGCAGAACGCCGCCCACUCAUAACUCAUAACCUGCUGCCAGACCUCUGAAUCCAGGACCACAUGUCUGGUUGUAGUCCUGGUUGAAGAGCUUUUGUUGGCGGAACUAAGGUUUUGACUUUAACAACAACUCCAAGUUUGGGACAAUUUUAACAUAUUAGUUAUAGUCAAUCAGUUAGUUCUGGCAUUAAAUGCUGGUACCUGCGAUAUUCAGCCAUGUUUCACAACCCAACAGCAGCCUGAGCUGAUCAUAUAAAAGCUUCAUUUAAGACCAUUCAGACUGACUAUGAGCACAUCGUUUAUAUCUGUGGUGUUUCACGAGGCAUUAGGGGUCACAGGCUCUACAGAGUCACUCGCUGACGUUUCUGUGGUUCGGGUACGUCAGCUAGCUACUCACCGUUGUUCCUUCGAUCGCUAUCUCGAGCUAAAUGAUUUGUGUCUUUUGAGAAAUUCUGGAAGGGUUGAAAAAAAGCUCGCUGUUCAUUAAACUACUGGAGAAAGUUUCCAAUGAAAUCUGUUCUGUAGAUUUAAAACCUGACAAACACUGUUGACAUGCUGCUGUUGAAUAAAAGAUGAUUUUUUAUUUAUUUUUUUUAAGCUUUCAGCUGUAAAAAAGGCAAAAUUUCCAUUUUUGUCUUUUCUGCAACUGUGUUUUAUACUAAGAUCUCUUAAAGGGACAGUUUGUGGCAUGUUGGCCCCUAACCCUUAAUAUAAUAUCAACAACUAUGUUUUCAUUUGUGUCUAAUCAUCUGAAACUGAGAAUCGUUGUGCUCAUCGUUAGCUUAGCAUGAGCCCUUCAUAUGUAGAUAUGAAGGGCUCAUGCUGGGGAGCGGGAGGAAAAGUCCGCCAUGCUGCACCGCCAUGUUUCUACGGUAGCCCAGAAGGCACAAACCAAACAGUGGCUCUGGAGAGUCUUUCACGUGGAACUCGACUCGCUUGGAAAAGGAGGAUUGAGCUGAAGGACGUUCAGUUUGUUGUGAUCUGUGUCUUCACCUCUAGAUGCCACUAAAUCAUACGCACUGCUCCUUUAAGUGUGUUUUAAUGAAAAUAAUAGAAAUGCAUCACACAAGCAGCUCUAGUGUUUUUCUCUAUGUGAUGACGUCAUUACAAGCUUCGCAGCGCUGCUCGUCCUGCUGGUUUGGAGGCCAACAGUCGCCCACGUCUAUCAGCUGUUCUUCUAUUUCUCCGAGUCAUCUUCAGUUGUUGUUGUUGUUGUUGUUGUUUGUCUCCAGCUCAUGUAGUUCUUCCUCUCUCUGCAGAUAUUGACAUGAAGAAAGACGUUGAGACUCUAAUAGCAGAGGAACGUGCUGAUAUCAUCUUGAAAUAUGCUACGGGGAGGCAGGGCGGGGUGGAGAUCGACCCGUGGGAAGAUGCCAACUACAGCAUCUACAAAGUCAUCGACCGCUUCGGCUUCAUGCACGAGGACAAGCUGCCAGCCCCGACUGCACAUGAGGAAAAGAGGAAGCAGCUGGAGGUGGAGAGGGCCGAGAAGUGGCUGAAAAUGGCCAAGAAGUGGGACAAAUACAAGAACAGUGACCGGAUGGUGAAGCGGGUGUACAAGGGCAUCCCCCUGCAGCUCCGAGGCCGGGCCUGGGCUCUGAUGCUGCACGUGGAGAGGGCGAAGAAGGAGAACGAGGGCAAAUAUGAGAGAAUGAAGGAGCAGGCCCGACUGUACUCGUCUGAGAUCAAACAGAUCGACCUGGACAUCAACAGAACCUUUCGAAACCACAUCAUGUUCAUGGAUCGCUUCGGAGUCAAGCAGCAGUCUCUCUUCCAUGUUCUCUCUGCAUAUUCAGUCUACAACACAGUAAGUAGCUGCUUUUCCUAAAAAAACACUAAAAUACCAGUUUAAGUGGAUUUAACUGAUGAAGAUCUACAGACUUCAGCUUGUUUUCCACUCGUGGCUUAUUCUGUAGACGUUGCUCAGUUCAGUUGGACUCUCAAAACCGUUAGCGUAGAAAGCUGAGAAGCUCAGAAACAAGUGAGCUUGUGACCGGAAGGUCGUAGGCUCAAUCCCCGGACCAGCAGGAUAGAUCUUCCCCUCCCUCAUCAGGGCCUCUUAACCCCAACGUCUCCACUGGAGCUGCUCAGUGGCCAGCAGGUCAGACUGGGUUGUACUGGUCCGCUUCCAGGGCGUUACUUCUCUCUGAGAAGUCAAGGUGCUAACUACAGCCAUACCGGGUUCUUCCCAUAGUAGAACCCUUUUUCCUGGCAGAAC